AAAUAUGAAAAGAAACAUUAGCUGAAAGAGUGAAAGAAGAAAAGACCUUGAAAUAAAGAGAUGAAAUCAAACCCGCAAAAGCUGUGUUGAGAAGACAACUAUGGAAGAACAAGAAGAAAGACUGGUAAAACAACAAAAAGAAAACAAAGAAAAAGAAGAAGAAAAUGGUAGAGAAAUAACACAACAAAUAUGGAGUUGGGGAGCAGGAACAGAAGGACAACUUGGAACAGGCAAGCUAGAAGAUGAGCACACUCCUCAACUCCUCAUUAAUCUUUCAAAUUCUCUCUCCUCAUUUGGCCAAAUCUCUCUCCUAUCUUGUGGUGGUGCCCAUGUCAUUGCUCUCACUUCAGGUGGGAAAGUGCUAAGUUGGGGAAGAGGAGCAUCAGGACAAUUGGGACAUGCUGAGAUUGUGUCUAAUUGUUUGUACCCUAAGCUAGUGGAUUCAUUGACAAACUUUAAUAUUUCUCAUGUUUCUGCUGGUUGGAAUCACUCUGGUUUUGUUUCAGAUUCUGGAUGCCUCUUCACUUGUGGGGAUGGCUCGUUUGGUCAGUUGGGCCAUGGCGAUUAUCAAUCCUACAGUUCCCCGAUGCAGGUUUCGUAUUUUGACUCUAAGCAUGUGGAGCAGAUAGCUUGUGGCAUGAGACAUUCUCUGGUACUAUUAAAAGGCAAUUCGGGGGACAAGGUGUAUGGAUUUGGAUCUGGCAAGCGCGGUCAGUUGGGUAUUUGUGCCGAUAAAACAACAUCAGUGGGGAUUCCCAAGGCAUGUUCUGGAUUUGAAGGUGUUGAAGUGGUGGCUAUUAAUGCCAACGGAGACCAAAGUGCAGCGUUAUCAGCUGAUGGCCGUCUUUAUACUUGGGGAAGAGGUUUCAGCAGCAAUUCAAAUGUUUGUAUACCUCAGACUGUACCUUCAUCUUUGAACUUCAAGCAAGCUGCUCUUGGUUGGAAUCAUGCGUUGGUAUUAACAAGUGAAGGGGAAGUCUUCAUGCUUGGAGGCAGGCACCAUGGAGUUCUCAGUGACCCUCAAAUAAAAACUCAGCUUCAUACUUUAUCUGGUGACGUAAAUCUUUCAAAAGUAAAUGUGCUUGAUGGGAUGAAAAUUGUGCAAAUUGCUACAGGAGCUGAACACUCAGCUAUAGUGACAGGAAAUGGACUUAUAUGCACUUGGGGUUGGGGUGAACAUGGUCAGCUAGGAUUGGGGAGCACUGAUGAUCAUACCAUCCCCAUGUUGGUUCUACCCGAAGAUAACAGCCUGAUAUCGAGGGUUUAUUGUGGAAGUGGGUUCACUUUCGCUCUGAAAAUCUAGUCUUGAAGAAGUUUGUGAUUUAUGAUUCUGAAGCAUGGCACACAUCUUACGCUAUCGUGGUUUACAUGAUGAUCUUGCACAUCCUCUUUGAAGAUGACGACCAAGGUGGAAAAUGAAAACUGAACCUUCUAUCUCAUUCUCAAGCUGAGUAAACAACCCAGAUUAUGAUGGAUAACUAACCCUUCUUUUAUGAACUAUGGCGAUUCGAUACGUACGGUCAGAUGGUUUUUUGUUGCGUAUGGAUUCCAUGUAUUAUUGCUUGCCCCCCUCCCUCAAAGAAAGCAAGUCACACUGCUGACUUGCUGAGUUUUUAGAUGUGAUGUUAAAUUUUUUUAAUUCAUUCAUCAAAAAGGGCAAAUGUUGUAUAAAAAAGUAUCUUAUAAAGCGUGAAGGGAAUUACUUGCAAUUA
Molecule: messenger RNA, 1712 nt
Organism: Beta vulgaris subsp. vulgaris (sugar beet)
Lineage: Eukaryota; Viridiplantae; Streptophyta; Magnoliopsida; Caryophyllales; Amaranthaceae
Product: ultraviolet-B receptor UVR8
Exons: 8
Coding region: 101-1303 (400 amino acids)
Source: RefSeq, a predicted model, not a curated record